GGUAUACGUAUUCUAUCCACGCAAGAUGAACUGUGAAGGGGCAAUUGAGACCCUUCUUUCUCACCAGCCCAGUCUUCCUUACCCUUUCCUACAACCACAUGAUCCCAAACGACCCCAGCGAUAAGCUCAACCAAAACCAGGGCGAUAUCAGUAUUCCAUGGAGGUCAGAGUCUAGAGCCAUUAGGCCGUCCAUUGCAUGUAGAUGGGAUUCUGAUUAUUUCCGAGAACACCUUUCCGAUCUACUUUCUACUUACUCGCUUAGUAGAAUACGUUCAUCCCAACGGUAUAUGCCGGGCCUGGAGAGGUAUCCCGGAUAUACCCUCCACCCGGAUCCGGAUCCGAAUAUGGGUAGAAGUCCGUACUUAAAAUACCUACGUACCUACACGACUCGGUAUCGAACACAAAGCCACGAACGCCUACUCGUACACGGUGCCUGCAUAUGUGACCUGCAUAGAAUCUCCUUCUUUCAUACAAUGCCUGUGAAAACGGCAGAUUGCAGGUUGCAUCACCGGUUUUGCGGCAUGGAGAUGUCAAGCCCUACACCGUUAUUUGCGAAUAGUCUUACACCGAUGUAAGCGUAGCUAGCUCGCCCCAGACCACGAGGCGAGGACGCGCGUGGCGGUUGACGCAAGCCAUCAAUAUCCCCAGUCUAGUCGGUGUAGAAAACGUGAUUAAUUGUCCAUGCGAACUAGAUGCCCGGAAAGGGUCAUAUGCAGCCUUGUUGGCUGACGUCUUCCAACGGACCUGCAGCUGACACGAAAGAACGAGGUUGUUGUCAGCAUUCCACAAGCAGCAUGU
Molecule: messenger RNA, 798 nt
Organism: Alternaria alternata
Lineage: Eukaryota; Fungi; Ascomycota; Dothideomycetes; Pleosporales; Pleosporaceae
Exons: 1
Coding region: 99-575 (158 amino acids)
Source: RefSeq, a predicted model, not a curated record